Messenger RNA from Aspergillus caelatus, 1084 nucleotides. RefSeq lists its product as uncharacterized. The record is from RefSeq and is a predicted model, not a curated record. The transcript has 2 exons. Bases 108 to 521 code for a protein of 137 amino acids. NCBI's taxonomy places the organism in Eukaryota, Fungi, Ascomycota, Eurotiomycetes, Eurotiales, Aspergillaceae.
CGUUCCCGAGGCGCUUAGAAAAACUAGGGUUGAUUUUUUUGAUUAGUGGAUACAAGGACGGUGACGGUGACGAUAACGUUAGCUUAUGAUGUGGACAUACAUAAUACAUGCUCGGUAGAAAUGGAGUUUGUUUGCUUCCUGGAGUCCAUCAGCUACUAGGAGCUAGUUCGAUGGGGUCCGUGUCGUUUCGGUACCUACUCAGCGUUGAAAUAGGUUCUGAUAGGGAUCAAUGUCAGGUACCUACAGUACCAUUGGAAGGAUCCUUGGCGUGUAAUCGGCCACAUCAUAUUAGCAUUGGUUAUACCGAAUCUUCAUCCUUGUCCGGACGGUUAGGGCACCGAAGAAUCUCCGGGGUCCGCAUCCACCCACUUUUAACCUUACUGUGUAGCUCUCAUGAUUUCCAGUUAGUACCUGGAUUGUGGAUGUUGAGCUACCCGUUUAUAGGAGUCACUCAUAGGCCAGGAAAAAGGAACCAUAUGAUAGUGGCGAUAUUCAAUAAGCCUCCUCGAUCUAAACUGUAGAUAGUUGGAAUGUGAUCAUGACUGUGAUCACAUCAGAACUCUAAGUACAGGGGUGACUUUCUUUGUUGUGGUCGUCUUCGUGCAUUCAUUCGUCUAGGUUGUAUUUGAUUUUUGUUGGCUGCGUUUCAAACUGUUUGUCCGCGUAAAUUGACUGGGUGGGAGGGAGGCGGGGGAGAAAAGCGGUAUUCCAGCACGCUGGGAUUAGGAUCAAGAGCCGGAACUCCGAACCCCAGUCCGAUGGACGUCUCUCUAUGGGUGGUUUACUAGGCUGGAUAGUUGAAAAACAUAAAUCAUCCCGGCAUUCAGGUACCCGAGGAAUAUGUGCAACGGGGCGGGAUGUAACCAGAGAGGGGGAUAGAGAGAGAGAAGAGGCAACCGCUAGCAAGCGACCCAAGAUAGGUACCUAAGGUAGCAGGUAUAAGAAGCUCACGGACGAAUACGAAAUCACAAAGCCGUCCGGGAGGGCAAUGGCUUCGGAGCGACAGCCGAGGUAGCAUAUGCAAGUCUGCUUCUAGUUGGAUCGAAAAGCACCCUAGACGGUGGAAAAUUGAGCAUGACGAUUG